CUGAUCAGCACACAGCCAAGAAACAGCACACCACAUGGACUACUCAGGCAGAGUCAAUUCAAAGAAGGGCGCUGGUGCAAUCGCAUCCUCCGAGGAGGAAAACGUGCAUCGAAAGAAGCGAAUCCAGGAAUUACUAGCCACACACAUACUCGAUCUAGACAACGAUCCCUACGUGUUUCGAAACCACUUGGGGUUCCUCGAGUGCAAGCUCUGUUUGACCACACACGUCAGCGAGUCGUCAUACAUCUCACAUCUCGGAGGACAGAAGCACAGACUCAACUUGGAAAGACGAAGGAUUCUCGACGAGAAGCAAAACAAGACGCAGGUAAGCCAGGUGGGGGAUAUUGUCAGUAUCAGCAACAUCGAGAAACGGAAAUGGAAAAAGAUUGGCAAACCCGAGUUUAAAGUGACGAAAAUAAGGCAUCCAGAGACAUUACAGCUAGGGCUACUAGUCAAUAUCAAGUAUCCCAAAAUUACAGUAACCGAGCCCUUUUUCAGAAUAAUGUCUUACUAUGAGCUAACCUCCAAGAACCAAGUCAUGUCAAGCGAGUUUAUACGCAAACUAGACGAAGACGAAGACCCAGACGAAGCGGCAGAAAGUUGUCAGUAUUUGGUGGUUUCUGGUGAACCGUAUGAGAAUAUUGCUAUUGCGAUCCCGGACAAAGAGAUUGACAAGCCGAAUGACGGCAUGAACGAAAAGUAUUGGUGGUUUUGGGAUAACGAUAUAAAGGAGUUUUAUUUGCAGUUUAUGUACAAGACCGAGACAUAGUGUUGCUUAGUGACACCAUGUCGUAUAUGUCAUACGAUACCACGCCGUGUCACGCCUGUAUAUAUAGAAUAUCAUAUGUAAGUUGUAUCUCCGACAGUAUCAAACAAUGCAC
Molecule: messenger RNA, 881 nt
Organism: Spathaspora passalidarum NRRL Y-27907
Lineage: Eukaryota; Fungi; Ascomycota; Pichiomycetes; Serinales; Debaryomycetaceae
Exons: 1
Coding region: 35-769 (244 amino acids)
Biological process (GO): spliceosomal complex assembly
Cellular component (GO): U2-type prespliceosome; U2 snRNP; catalytic step 2 spliceosome
Molecular function (GO): zinc ion binding; nucleic acid binding
Source: RefSeq, a predicted model, not a curated record